This is a messenger RNA of Rhinocladiella mackenziei CBS 650.93, 393 nucleotides long. RefSeq lists its product as uncharacterized. The record is from RefSeq and is a predicted model, not a curated record. Gene Ontology annotation, cellular component: EMC complex; endoplasmic reticulum; membrane. NCBI's taxonomy places the organism in Eukaryota, Fungi, Ascomycota, Eurotiomycetes, Chaetothyriales, Herpotrichiellaceae. The coding region runs from base 1 to 393 and encodes 130 amino acids. Gene Ontology annotation, biological process: protein folding in endoplasmic reticulum; autophagosome assembly. The transcript has 2 exons.
AUGGCUCCCUCACCAUACGAGCUAUCCCUCCUCCUCAGCCCUCUCGUUCCCGAAAGUAUUCAACACAAUACCCGCACCCUCUCGAACAUCCGCUCCAUUUCAGGCCUCCUGCUUGGUAUCGCAGCAGGAAUCUUAGGCCUCGAAUCUCUCCACGGUUUUGUUUUCUACGUUCUCGCCAACAUGCUGAUCUCCGCACUAUUUUACUUCCUACUGGCCGGUGCAUCACCGCAGAAAUACUUCGCUGGCACAGCUGGGUCUCGAGGGUUGAAUGAGAAAGGAAGAAAUGAAGGGACGGGUGCGUGGAGGCAGAUUUGGUUUGGGGGUGGUCUCUUCACUGAGGCAUUGAGCGGGUUUGUGCUUGGGUGGGCCGGGGUCGGAGGUGUGAUAAGAUGA